Apaloderma vittatum (bar-tailed trogon) is the source of this 1297-nucleotide messenger RNA. RefSeq names its product complement component 9 (gene C9). The transcript is spliced from 7 exons. Gene Ontology annotation, cellular component: membrane attack complex. Lineage: Eukaryota; Metazoa; Chordata; Aves; Trogoniformes; Trogonidae. The record is from RefSeq and is a predicted model, not a curated record. The annotation marks the transcript as partial. Gene Ontology annotation, biological process: immune response.
AAUUAAUAUUUUAGGGAUGCAGCCAAUGGUCAGCCCAUUUGACAACGACUUUUUCAAUGGUCUUUGUGAAAGGGUGCGUGAUGGAAACACACGGACAUAUUACCGCAAGCCAUGGAAUGUGGGUGUCCUCACUUAUGAUACAAAAGCAGACAAAUCAUUCACAUCUGUGUUCUACCAUGACCGUGUAAAAAUGUUACGAGAGGUUUACAUAGAAAAACAAAAGCACUUUAAUGUUGGCCUCUCUCUGAAGUACACACCUACUGAAGGAAGUAACAAAAAUGGUUCAGAAGGAAAUUUCAAGUAUUACUAUAGCAAGAAUUUAAGUUUAAGUUCGAUCCUGAAAAGCUCCACGGAAAGGAACCAAACCUUCCUGCAUAUAAAAGGAAAGAUUCAGCUGGGAAGAUUCCAAAUGCGGAGUCGUGAUGUCCACCUCACAGAUAGUUUCCUUGAUGAUCUAAACUUUCUGCCUGCUGAAUAUGAUAAGGGGGAAUAUUUCAAAUUCCUAGAAGAUUAUGGAACUCACUAUGCGGUCUCUGGAACCGUAGGAGGAAAAUAUGAACUUGUGUAUGUGCUGGAUAAUUACGCUAUGUCUCGAAUAGGUAUCACUGUAGAAGAUGUGAAAAAAUGCCUUGGCUAUAACUUAGAUGCCACGAUUGCAUAUGAAAACUUACAGGCCAGUGUUAAUAUUGGCGGUGGUAAAUGUGAAAAGAUUACUGUGAAGGACAACUCAGAAUUUAAGGAUGAUGCUGUCAUUGAUGAUGUCAUUUCCUUAGUUGAUGGAGGGAAGAUUGACUUUUCAGUUAAAAUAAAAGAAAUGUUACUACGAGGAUCCAGCAUGGUUGAUGUAGAGGAUUACAUACAGUGGGCUAAGUCUUUGGUUGAUGCUCCAGUAGUGAUACAGCAGCGUCCGUCUCCGAUAUAUACACUUGUUCCAGUUAAGAUGAGAAAUGCAUAUUUAAAGAAACAAAAUUUGGAAAGAGCAAUUGAAGACUACAUUACUGAAUACAGUGUAUGCAAAUGUGAACCGUGCAAAAAUGGAGGCACCCUUGUGCUGGUAGAUGGAGCCUGUACGUGCAUGUGCUCAAGCUACUUUAAGGGAAUAGCUUGCCAGAUUCCCAAAUCCACAUUAAUUAAAGUUGCCACCGACGGAGGCUGGAGCUGUUGGAGUGCCUGGUCCACCUGCAUCAAUGGAAUAAGCACUCGAACUCGUCAGUGCAACAAUCCUACACCAGAAUCUGAUGGCAGACCAUGCCAGGGAGAAAGCACUGAAAAACGCCCCUGUGGAGAAGCAAAAUAG